CUGCUCGGCGGGCCGGCGCCGUGGUCCUGGCGGCCGUGGGGCGGGGGGCGGCCAUGGGGCGGGCGGCGGCCGCGGCGCCGGGGGCCGGCUAGCGACGGCGAGCGGCAGCGGGGUGGCGUGGCCCGCGGGCUCGGCCCGGAGAGGGGACGGCCCCGCAGGCGCCCGGGGCAGCGAACGGCGUCACUGUUUGCCUGAUCGAAGUCCUCGUUUAACAACUAUGGAAACGGAACAAGAGAAAGCCAACAUGAGUAAGGCAGUGAGUGCAGAUUCGGCCUCGUACCGCUGCUCCGCCUGCCACGGGGACGAGGACUGGGGGCCCAACCACCCCAUCCGGGGGCGGGCCAAGUCCCGCAGCCUGUCUGCCUCGCCCGCCCUGGCGAGCACCAAAGAGUUCAGGAGGACUCGCUCUCUGCAUGGGCCAUGCCCGGUGACCACGUUUGGACCAAAGGCCUGUGUGCUGCAGAACCCCCAGACCAUCAUGCACAUCCAGGACCCUGCCAGCCAGCGGUUGACGUGGAACAAGUCCCCAAAGAGUGUUCUUGUCAUCAAGAAGAUCCGGGAUGCCAGCUUGCUGCAGCCCUUCAAGGAGCUCUGUGUGUACCUGAUGGAGGAGAAUAACAUGAUUGUGUAUGUGGAGAAGAAAGUUCUAGAAGACCCUGCCAUAGUGAGCGAUGACAACUUUGGACCAGUGAAGAAGAAGUUCUGCACUUUCAGAGAAGAUUAUGAUGACAUUUCCAAUCAGAUCGAUUUCAUCAUAUGCCUGGGAGGAGAUGGGACCCUGCUCUAUGCAUCCUCACUGUUCCAGGGCAGCGUGCCUCCAGUUAUGGCAUUCCAUCUGGGUUCCCUGGGCUUCCUGACCCCCUUCAACUUUGAGAACUUUCAGUCCCAAGUUACUCAGGUGAUACAGGGGAACGCAGCUGUUGUUCUUCGGAGCCGGCUCAAGGUCAGGGUCGUGAAGGAACUCAGAGGGAAGAAGAUGGUGGUGCCCAACGGGAUCAGCGAGAAUGGCAUGCUGGCUGCGGACCUGGAUGCAGAGGUUGGGAAGCAGGUCAUGCAGUACCAGGUCCUGAACGAGGUGGUGAUCGACAGAGGCCCCUCCUCAUAUCUGUCCAAUGUGGAUGUCUACCUGGACGGGCACCUCAUCACCACGGUGCAGGGUGACGGGGUGAUCGUCUCUACCCCGACGGGCAGCACAGCGUACGCGGCCGCCGCCGGGGCCUCCAUGAUCCACCCCAACGUGCCGGCCAUCAUGAUCACGCCCAUCUGCCCGCACUCGCUGUCCUUCCGGCCUAUCGUGGUCCCCGCGGGGGUCGAGCUGAAGAUCAUGCUGUCACCGGAAGCGAGGAACACUGUAUGGGUGUCCUUUGAUGGACGAAGGAGACAGGAGAUCUGCCAUGGAGACAGCAUCAGCAUCACUACCUCUUGCUACCCACUCCCCUCCAUCUGCGUCCGAGACCCCGUGAGCGACUGGUUUGAGAGCCUGGCGCAGUGUCUGCACUGGAACGUGCGGAAGAAGCAGGCGCACUUCACGGAGGAGGAGGAGGAGGAGGAGCUCCUGCCGUCCACACUCGGGACUCCAGAGCCCCAAGGCUGCUCCGCUGCCUCGUUCCCACUUGGCUUCCGGGAGCCGGCUGACCUGAGCACGUGUGCUGGAAGCCCUAGUGCCCAGGACUCCGAGGAGCGGGGCCGCAGGAGCCGCCGUCGGCUCCCGGGUCGUCACUUCCGGCGCGUCGCUUCCGGCCGCCUGGGCGCACCUCCGCCCGAGGCUCGGCCCGCCCCCCGGCCCGGCGGUCGCGCAGAGCGGGGCGGAGGGACGAUGGCCGCCCCACGAGCCAGCCCCUGGGUGGGCGCCCUGUCCGCGGCUGCGAGCGGCCCGCGAGUCAGCGAUGCUCGCAGGCGGAGGCCCCGGGAGUCCUCCGCGCCCCCCGGAUGCGCACGGAGACCCCGCGCUGGCUAUCGUCCCGCGGCCCUGCUGCGACCGGCUGACCCCUCCUCUGAGAGGCCCCUCGCCUUUCGGCGGGUAGCCUUGGCCGGUGUUCUCCAUCUCGCCGGGUACGCCCUCUUCCACGCGCCUGCGCCUCCCACUUUUAGCCCCCGCCUCGCGGGUCCGAAGGCGCGGCCCGCGUGGGGCGCACCCGUGUCCGCCCUUCCUGGCUGCCGGGGCCCAGCGGGGGAGGUGGGGUCAGCAUUGGGGGCGCGGGCCGUGUUCUCGGUCCCGGGGCUUCUCGCGUUGUAA
Molecule: messenger RNA, 2236 nt
Organism: Odobenus rosmarus divergens (Pacific walrus)
Lineage: Eukaryota; Metazoa; Chordata; Mammalia; Carnivora; Odobenidae
Gene: NADK
Product: NAD kinase
Exons: 15
Coding region: 218-2236 (672 amino acids)
Biological process (GO): NADP+ biosynthetic process; NAD+ metabolic process
Molecular function (GO): NAD+ kinase activity
Source: RefSeq, a predicted model, not a curated record